Molecule: messenger RNA, 675 nt
Organism: Haemonchus placei
Lineage: Eukaryota; Metazoa; Nematoda; Chromadorea; Rhabditida; Trichostrongylidae
Source: the annotation of a GenBank genome assembly
CUGGCAUGUUUUCGGUUGUCGCAGACUUUGAAUCAUGUCCGAAAUCUUCAUUGGAUUGUGGUAGAAGAUGGUAAAUCGACGGUGAAUGCAAUCGACCGACUUCUAUACAGAAGUACCAUACCCUACGUUUACCUCGCUACUACAACAGCGCCUGGAAUGCCAAGUCGCGGUUGGACGCAUCGAAAUUUGGCGUUACAGUAUAUCAGGGAAAAUUACAGUCCACAAACGGAUGCGGUACUGUAUUUUGCCGACGACGAUAACUCGUACGAUGUUCGAUUGUUUGACAAGUAUAUUCGAAAAGUAAAGCGAUUGGGAAUAUGGCCAGUAGGACUCGUGGGUGGAGCAUGGGUAGAAGCACCGAAGGUGGGUGCUAAUGGCAAAGUGGUGGCGUGGGAUGUGAUGUACGCUCCGCACCGAGAAUUCGCCACCGACAUGGCAGGAUUUGCAGUUCACAUCAAAGAAUUGUUCCGGGUAGAAAAUGCGACCUUCAGCAAGACCUGUGCAAAAUCAGCCGGUUUCGGGCCAGAAUCGUGCUUUUUGACGCAGUUCGGCUUCAAGAAACAAGACGCCGAACCUUUUGGACAUAACGACACACCAAAAGACAUACUUGUGUGGCAUACAAAAACAUCAGCCUCAAAAGUUUCUGGUCCUAUGAGGGGAUUCGUCCUCGAAUAG